AUGGUCGGGAUCAGGCCGCUUCGCAGCCCGGCGGCGUGCGCCGAGCUGCGCCGCCUGCACGCCGAGCCCGACGACGGCGACUGGACGGAGGAGGCGCAGCCGCCCGUCGGCCUCCACGACCCGAUCGUGCAGGCGGGGUUCCUUGAGCGGCGUCUGAUCGAGUCGUACUCGCCGGCCGAAAUAGGCCGCACGCUGCGUCAGCUGGCCGAGCUGCAGCCGGGCCGCGCCCUCUGGCGCUGUAACACCCGCUGGGAGCUGCCCAUCCCUGUGCAGAGUGUGAUCAUGUCGCUGCCGGCCGGCUUCGGACGCGACUACUUCUACAUCAUCAUGGCCAAGGCCAGGGAGCUGCUGCAGCUGAAGCGGUUCGACGGCUCGCGGAACCUGCUGCAGGCCAUCCUGGAGGAAGCGCAGUCGGGCGCCGGUCCGCAGGGCCAGACGGCCGCCAAGCUGGCCCGCCUGAUCGGCUGGGAGCAGCUGCUGGCCGACCUGCUUCAGCUCCUUCACAACUGGCCCAAGCUGGGAGACUACCGGGAGCUGACGUCACGCGCCAAGGCGUGCCUGUCGGCCCUGCAGACGGGCAGCGACGUCAUCCCGCGCUCCGAGCUCAUGGAGCACUGCACGCUCUACCUGCUGAACGUCUGCGAGUGGGACCACCUGAGCGAGCUAGAGCGCCGCUGGUCGCAGGUGGACCUGGCCGCGCUGCUCGCCACCGUCUGCCGCGAGCUCGUCAACAAGGGCAACAACCGCAAGAUGUCGCGCGACCUCUGGAACGCAGUGAUCCCGAUGUUCCUGCUGACCGGUCAGCAGAAGCGCUCGGCAGUGGGCGGCAGCUCAGCCGUGCAGCGCGACUCGCCGCACGGCAUCAUGUCGCGCACGCAGCUCACCCAGUUCAUACAGAAGGUGCACGAGCACACGAGCCUGAGUGUGCUGACGUCACUGCUGACGCGCCUGCACAACAUCCUGCUGGACGACUCGACGCGCGAGAUGAGUCUGGAGCACGCCGUGCUCUGGCCCACCGUCGUCAAUGACCCGAACCUGUUCUCCAUCAAGAAUGUGUCCGAGUGUCUGCAGACGCUGCUGACCCAGGGGAUCAGGCUCUACCCCUGCCAUAUACCCUGGCUGCAGGCCAUGGCCGACCUCCGAUACGCGGGUAACGAGCCCACCUCAUCGCUGCGGUAUUACCUGGAGGCGUGCCUGGUGAGCUCCGAGUAUUUCACGCGGCCCGUGCCCCGCACCGUGCUGAGUGAGGCCGUGCUGCGGCGCAUGAUCAAGUGCUGCUCUACGCUGCACUGCUACACGCAGGCGGCCGUGUUGUGCCAGUUCCUGGACGAGGUGGACUACGCCAGCGCGUUCCAGUACGUGGCGGAACGGAACUGCGCCGACGCCAUGGACGCAUACUACGACUGCAUCUGGGACAUGACGCUGCUCGAGUACCUCACGCACCUGCACCACAAGCGCUCAGAACGCGACAAGCGGCAGCAGGUGAUCCGGCUGAUCGGACAGCUGGAGCUCAACUCCAACAACAACGAAGAGAUCCAGCGCGAGGCGGCCGGCGUGCGCAAGGCCCGCUUCCUGCGCGCCAUGGUCAAACAGUACGCGGCCUGAGGUGCGCCGCCGCACGCCGCCCGAGCGCCACGCCAGGCCUCCUCCCCACGUCCGAGGGGGCGCUCC
Pollicipes pollicipes is the source of this 1671-nucleotide messenger RNA. Its product is annotated as integrator complex subunit 8. The coding region runs from base 1 to 1605 and encodes 534 amino acids. Gene Ontology annotation, biological process: snRNA 3'-end processing. Gene Ontology annotation, cellular component: integrator complex. The record is from RefSeq and is a predicted model, not a curated record. The transcript has 11 exons. Lineage: Eukaryota; Metazoa; Arthropoda; Thecostraca; Pollicipedomorpha; Pollicipedidae.